Messenger RNA from Paramecium sonneborni, 1828 nucleotides. NCBI's taxonomy places the organism in Eukaryota, Ciliophora, Oligohymenophorea, Peniculida, Parameciidae. The record is from the annotation of a GenBank genome assembly.
AUGUAACAAUCUACUGCAAAAAAUCUAAGGGACUUACUGAUAAAACAAUAAAUGAAUUCUAAGAUUCAUUUUAAAGGUGAGCCAAUAAAAGCAGCAGUUAGAAAGCAAUCUGGAACUUGGGAAUGUUAAUGUAAUUAAAAACAUUGUGCAAUAUGUACUCGUAAGAAAGUGAAUUAGAGUCCAAUGAUUAGAUAAUAAUAAGAUUCAAAAAGAGAUAUAAAGGUUGGUAGUUCAAUAUCAGCUCAUUAAUCACCUAAUAGAGAGAAAUAAAGUUAAUUAUUGAUUAGUCGUCAACCAUCAGCAAAGAAACCAUAAUAUGCAGAUAAUAUCAUAUAUCAUAAAAGUAGUAUUAGCAACUCCUAAGUGUAUGAACAUAGUUAUCAAUUAAAAAGUAAGGUAGUAGUACCAAAAAAAGUAGAGAGUAAAAGUAUGUUGAGUAAUACAUAGAUGUCAUUUAAAUUGAAAUUAGCUAGUAAAUACAACUCUGCUAAUUCAGUUAAUUCAAUCAAUUCAUAAUCUCGAUCUGAAUAAAUAUUAAACUCAAUAUCUGAAUCAACUCCUAAUUCUCCUAAAAAAGAAAAAAUAUCUCAUGGACGUAAAUCUGAAUUAAAUGAUAAAACAUAAUUAGUGGCAUAAUAAAUUGAAACUAUUCCUCCUGAAAUUGUAGGACGUUAACAUUUUAAAUUUUUAUAUGUUAUUGGAAAAGGAGGAUUUGGAAGAGUGUGGAAAGUAGAAAUGAAAAAAAAUAAAAAAAUGUAUGCUUUAAAAGAAAUGUCGAAAGCUAAAAUUAUAUAAAAACGUAGUGUAAAUUCUGUACUAAAUGAGAAAUAUUUGUUAGAACAUUUACAUCAUCCUUUUCUUGUGAAUAUGUCAUAUGCAUUCUAAGAUAGAGAAAACCUAUUUCUAAUCAUAGAUCUUUUAACAGGUGGUGAUUUAAGAUUUCAUUUAGGAAAAAUUAGACGAUUUAGCGAAGCAUAAACAAGUAUCAUUCUUUAUUAUAAUUAUCAGAGUUCUUUGUUGCUUGUAUUUUACUCUCUCUAACAUACUUACAUUAACAUGGAAUUAUUCAUAGAGAUCUAAAACCAGAAAAUCUAGUACUUGAAGAAGAUGGAUAUAUGAGAUUAACUGAUCUUGGAAUUGCACGUAUAAAUAAAGGUAAUAAUGCUGGAGAUACUUCUGGUACUCCUGGUUAUAUGGCACCUGAAGUCAUGUGUAGAAUGGAUCAUUCAAUUGUUGCAGAUUACUAUGCUUUAGGAGUCAUUACAUAUGAAUUAAUGCUUGGACGUAGACCAUAUAAUGGUAGAACUAGAUAAGACAUUCGUGAAUAAAUCUUAGCUAAAUAAGUUUAAGUUAGAAGAGAAGAAAUGCCUAAUUAUUGGAGUGAAAAUGCUAUGGAUUUUGUUAAUACAGUAUUAAUAGUAACUUAUUCAGUUAAUUUAACGUAAACCAGAAAGAAGAUUAGGAGCCAAUGGAAUUGAAGAAAUUCUUCACCAUCCUUGGCUUAAAGGAUUUCCAUGGGAUGAUCUAUUAAAAAAGAAACUGACAGCUCUUUAUAUUCCAGGAGUAAUAUAAAUAAUAAAAAAUUUAGGCUGUAGACAAUAAUUUUGAUUUUUAAAAUUAGAUAUCUGAAGAGACUUAAUUGAAUGAUGAAUAAUUACUUGAGAAUUAAGUGAUGCUUCGUCGAGAUACUGUUUAAGGUAAUAAAAAAAAUAUGUAAAUAGCAUUAUUUGAUGGUUAUCAAUAUGAUGUCGAUCUCUCAAAAUUAUAGCAUCAAUAAACUCAAAAAAAUACACAGAGAAGAUUUUAAUAAUCGCCAGACAAAAAAUGA